AUGACACAAACAAACGGAGUUCAGAAGGCUGUGCCCUCUGCCUUACCCUUGAUGCAGAAGUUGUCUGGUGAUCAUGAUUUGGUCCUCAAGACCUUCCGUCUGCUCAUUGCCGACCUGUGUCAACAGUUCAGCGGCGGUCACCCUGGUGGCGCCAUUGGCAUGGCUGCAAUUGGUGUUUCGCUGUGGAAGUACGUUAUGCGGUACGCUCCACACUCCCCGGAUUUCUUCAACCGUGAUCGUUUUGUUCUAUCCAAUGGCCACACAUGUCUCUUCCAGUACAGCUUCCUCCACCUAACCGGCUACAAGGCUAUGACGUUCGACCAGCUCAAGUCCUAUCACUCCGAUAGAGUGGAUGCGCUUUGCCCUGGCCACCCCGAGAUUGAGCACGAAGGUGUGGAGGUGACCACUGGUCCAUUGGGUCAGGGUAUCGCGAACGCAGUCGGUAUGGCCAUGGCCACGAAGAACUUGGCUGCCACCUACAAUCGCCCUGGAUUUGACGUCGUUAACAACCACACCUGGUGCAUGAUCGGAGAUGCCUGUCUACAGGAGGGUGUCGGUCUCGAGGCGAUCUCUCUCGCUGGCCAUUUCCGUCUUAACAACCUUACAGUUAUUUACGACAACAAUCAAAUCACCUGCGAUGGAUCCGUGGACCUCACCAAUACUGAGGAUGUCAAUGCUAAAAUGCGUGCCUGUGGAUGGGAUGUGAUUGAUGUCCAGGAUGGUUGUUUCGAUAUCGAGGCAAUCGUCCGUGCUCUGGAGCAGGCUCGGGCCUCCAAGGAGAAGCCUACUUUCAUUAAUGUUCGCACCGUCAUUGGUCUCGACAGUGCAGUCGCUGGUACUGCAACUGCCCACGGUGCCGCCUUCGGCAUUGACAAUGUUGCUGAAAUGAAGACACUUUACGGUUUCAACCCCGAGGAGCACUUCAUCAUUGGUGAUGUUGUUCGUCAGUUCUUCCAGGAUCUCCCUGCUCGCGGAGAGCAACAUGUGCAGGAGUGGAACAAGCUUGUGAACAACUAUACAGCUCAGAACCCGGAGCUCGGAGCAGAAUUCCAGGCCCGUGUGCGAGGUGAGCUGCCGGCCGACUGGAAGCAACACAUUCCCACCUCUUUCCCCGAAAAACCAACUGCCUCUCGCGCCUCCAGCGGUUUGGUCUUUAACCCUAUCGCCAAGGAGUGCAAGAACUUCAUAGUCGGUACGGCCGAUCUGUCCCCAUCAGUCAACAUGAUCUGGCCCGGCAAGGUUGACUUCCAGCACCCGGACUUGCGUACUACCUGCGGCAUUAACGGUAACUAUUCCGGCCGCUAUAUUCACUAUGGUGUCCGUGAGCACGCCAUGGCUGCCAUCUCCAACGGUCUGGCUGCAUUUUCCCCAAAUACAAUCAUCCCGGUCACCUCUUCAUUCUUCAUGUUCUACCUCUACGCUGCCCCCGCUGUCCGGAUGGGCGCUCUGCAGCACCUGCAGAUCAUCCAUGUCGCCACCCACGACUCCAUUGGUAUGGGCGAGGAUGGGCCGACUCAUCAGCCUAUUGAACUUGCUGCUCUGUACCGCGCUAUGCCCAACAUCUUGUACAUCCGCCCCGGUGACAGCGAGGAAACCGCUGGUGCAUGGACCGCCGCUAUCGAGGCGAAGAAGACCCCAACUAUUAUCUCCACCUCACGCCAGACUCUCCCUCAACUCUCCCAAACACGACGCGACGGAGUGGCCCAUGGUGCGUAUGUUCUCUCAGAGAACGAGUCGGCCGUUGUCACUCUGAUUGGCGUUGGCGCCGAGCUUUCAUUCGCGCUGGAAGUGGCUGAGAAGCUGAAGACCCAGGGUAUCGCUAGCCGUGUUAUCAGUUUCCCCUGCCAACGUCUGUUCGAGAAACAGUCGCUCAAUUACAAGCGUGAUGUUCUCCGCCGUCACCGUGGCAUCCCUGCCGUUGUGAUUGAGCCGUAUGCACCCAACGGAUGGGAGCGCUAUGCAGAUGCUGGUAUCUGUGUGAAGCGUUUCGGCCACAGUCUCCCCGGGAAGGCAGCCUAUAAGUACUUUGGCUACGAGAUUGAUACCUUGACCACCAAGGUUUCCGGCUACUUAAGCCAGAUUAAGAAAGAUGAGCUGCUUCGCCAUGAGUUUGUUGAGCUCUGA
Penicillium waksmanii is the source of this 2124-nucleotide messenger RNA. RefSeq names its product transketolase family protein. Gene Ontology annotation, cellular component: cytosol. The transcript is spliced from 4 exons. Gene Ontology annotation, biological process: pentose-phosphate shunt. Gene Ontology annotation, molecular function: transketolase activity. The record is from RefSeq and is a predicted model, not a curated record. Lineage: Eukaryota; Fungi; Ascomycota; Eurotiomycetes; Eurotiales; Aspergillaceae. Bases 1 to 2124 code for a protein of 707 amino acids.